Amoebophrya sp. A120 is the source of this 3425-nucleotide messenger RNA. The record is from the annotation of a GenBank genome assembly. Lineage: Eukaryota; Dinophyceae; Syndiniales; Amoebophryaceae.
GAUUGUAUACUACGCGUACGCAUAGCACGACAUGUUGUUUUUAAAUAGGCAGGGUCUUCUUGCGCAGCGACGACAGUAAGUUCGUUCACCACGGUUUAGGAUUUUAUUAGUCUGUGGAAUGUCUUACAGGUAAGUAGAAGUACGCAAAUGCAUGUGGAAGAUCAGGAUUCCUUGUUGUAGCACAGCUCUGGCUUGUUCAGUUCUUUCAAUUAAAAAAUCGUCCUGCCUUUUUCUGUGCUUCUACAAGACUUUUAAGGAUUUAUACGACUCAGCUAGUAUUUGUGUUUUUACAUACUGACGGGAAACCGUACCGAAUAAAAAUAAAGAUGCCCCGCGUUCCGGAUCGUGACAUCCGUAGCCUGUCGUGCUACCAGAACACCAAGGAGCUGCGGCUCUUCACUAUUUUCGGCCUGCAGAGUCCGCAAGGGAAAAAACUGAAUGGCGAAGUUUGCCGCGUGCUCGGCUUCGAGGAAGGACCUUCCGGCGAAAAACGCUUGAAGUGCGACAUUGCCAUCGACCGGAAACCCGCAACGCCGCAGAAGCACUCAACUUCUGCCUCGUCAACAGCUCCUGCAAGCACAAACGCCGCAAGUGAUUCGACCGCGACGUCGGGAAACAAAAAGAAAAACAGCAAAUCGAAAGACAAAAAGCAGUCGACCACCACACAAAAUGAUGAUCCGCCCUCAAGAACGUCAAACGCGAAGCCCACAAGUGGAGGUGCAGAAACAGAAAGAACAAAGAACAACACCGACGAGGACGAUGAAGAUCCCAGCGCCACCAGCACCAGCCUGUUCUAUUACUUCUCAGUCGCCAAAGAGGGCCCGCACCGGAAAAUGUUGAAGAUAGAAAAUUUAGCCCCCGCGCACCCCGUGAACCACCUGGAAUUUUUGACCGAGCAGUACGACGUGUACGUCUGUCUCGCGGAUUUUUUCUCUUUUCUCGGUGACCAGAAGACCUUCACCGGGGAGCGGCUCGUGAAAAUGCUGGCGACGCCCAAGUGGUGCGACUGCGGCAAAAACUUGAGCUUUUUCUGCGAAAAGUCCCUCGGCAACUACAAGUUCCGGGAUGAGUCGUCCGUAUCGUCUUCCGCCGCCACGGCCGCGGACCCUGGUGCGACGUUUUUCGAGGACAAGACUGCGAGCGAGAUCGCGGGCGAAAUCGCUUCGGAUUUGCUGAUUGAUAACAACAAGCCCGUUUUCGUCCUCUCUCCGACCUACCUCGACAGAUACAUCGGGCCCGACGCGCCACUGCUCAGUCCGCAAAGGUGCACCCGGGCGAAGAAAUUGCUCCUCGAAGUAGAAGAGCUUUUGUCCCCAUCCGCACUGCCAACAGGAGCUGCUGCUGGCAAUAAAGCUGCGUCUAGAACAAGUACUGAUCCGAGCAAACCCGCCACGUUUCGGCGGUACGAAGCGAAUUGGUUUAAUUUGAGCCUGACCCGCCCGGAUUUGUUUGACUUGUACGUCGUUCGGGAAGGGGCGCUGUUGGACAAAAAGUUGAUAACUCUAUUCGACGAAGAGGGGCUGCGGCUGUGGUAUGACUACGCCGAGGAAUUUGUUAGGAAGGAGCAGGGGGAGAAGGGGCUGAAGCUUCUUUACGAGGACUGUCUGCCAGAUCAAGACCCAAACAUCGACCUGGCACUGGAACUUGAUCAUGACAACGCAUCAUCAUCACCAUCUCCAUCUGCUGCAGCGUCGUCUUCUUCAGCUACGGGUAGAAGUGCUGCAGCUGCUGGUGGUGCGACAGGAGGAGAACAAGAGGGCGCGGAGAUUGUAGCCGCUGAGGACAAGAAGCAGGGCGGAAAAACCACAAGGACAGCCACCACCGGCAACAAGAAAAACCCGUCCUCGAAGAUCGCCGGCACCCUGGGCGAGAAGAUCGUGACGCUGGCGAAGAAGUUGACGAUCAGAGAGAUUGUGACCGACUACGACCUCGCCGGAUUCUCCUACUCCUACACAGGCUGGGCGCGGAGCAUUGGCGAAGUCUCUCCCCACGAUCCGGUGUCGCGCGUGCGACCCCGGGUGGAGUAUGGCGCGAAGGAGUACGCUCCGAAGGGACGUUACCCGCCGGGCAUCUGGAUGUGCGGCGCGCUGCUCGGCUACCCGUUUAUCAGCUCGCUCUUCUUGACGCUCCUCCCCAGUGCCGGCAUGUUUGACAUCUCGCGGACGCAGAGAAGCACGUUUCUGCACGGGUUGUGGCGGCGACCGCACGGCAAAAUGUCGGCGAUCAUGGAGAUCGGAGUGUCGGAAAUUGCGGAGAUUGAAACAUUGCCGAUGGAACAGAGGUAUCCUGCGCAAAAGUUCGUGCAAAACAAUCGCUCAAAUUUGCAUAAAUGUUAUUGGUCGUCAGAUCAAAAUUGCCUAUGAAAAUUGGUCGCAAGUUUACUUCCUCACUUAAUACCCGACUACGUAACAAGAAAAAGAAAGCUGCGUAGUUUUUGUUUUUCUUGAAAGAAGAUGAUGGCAUCACAAGAUGGAGGGGAGGAGUAUUUGAACAACUUAUUUAACCUGCUACAUCAUCACGUUAUAAGAUAAGCGAUGUUGCUCCUUGGACUUUUGCAAUGCAUAAGCAAAUGGAGAAGAUGGCGCAGAUUGCGCAUGAUUCCGAUCCUAACGCCAGGCCGAUGAAAUUUGAGUUUUUGCGGCUGGACGAGCCGUUCGCGAAAGUGAUGGAGGGCGCGUUUCAGACGGUGACGGAGAGCCUAGCCUCUAGUGCGAAAGGAGAGAAAGCACCGGCUGAUCCGGAGGAGGACGAGGAGGUGGAUUGACAAAAGACUUGACUUGUGGUUGUAUUUGAUGGGGUAGCAGGAGAGGCGGGAGCAAGUAAGUAUUCGCUUGUGUGAAGAAGAAAACCACUUGCACCUGCAGCUUGUACCGCUUUCUCGAGGAAGACAUCGUGAGCUGCGGGCGGUCGAAGUGGACCUCCGACGAAGUAGUCCAGCCACUCAGUGCUACUGCUAGCUUGCAGGCCAUUGUCUUCCAAUCAGGACGGCCGCGCAGGAAGAAAGCCAAGCAGUACACGCUCGAAGUACCAGCCUUAUUUCAUCAGGAGGCUUUGAAGAUACAUAAUACCACGGCGCGCUUGUACGAUUUUUCGACUUACUAUUCUUGUUGUUCCAAGAAGAAAUAAGCUUGGCCAUCACGACGGAGGCGAGGCUUUAUCUUCGGGAAGCUCAAAUAAGCGAGUAGCGUACGUUACUUUUUCAUUUUUGAUUUUGGUGCAGUUGCGAGGAACGCCAUUCGCAUUCGGUGCUCGAAGCUACAUCGCAGAAAGCUGAUGUGCAGUGCCAGUGCGGCGGUUUCGCACUCGACACGAGCGCAGCUGUGACGCGUUAUGAUACUAAAGGGUUUUCGUCCAGCACAACGCCCGGCCGCUGCAGUGCCUGUGGGUGUAGUUGGUUCCGCCCCUGAAUAAAGAUUGACGCUUGC